AUGGCGGAGGCGUCGUUCGAUCACCGGCAGCAGUACCACCACGCGGGGGGGGUGGCGAAGGAGACGGCGGUGCAGGCGCUGAACAGCAUCAUACAGCUGCAUUUCGAGAAGACGCUGGAGAAGAAGCGGGGGGUGGACGCGCAGAAGAAGGAGCUGUGGAAGCUCUUCCAAGUGUUCUUCCUCUUCCUGGCGGUGGUCUUCUCGGCGCAGGUGCAGGCGCCGCCGGGCCGGCUGCAGUGCCGCCACUGCUGGGCGCCCAUCGCGCUGCUCUCCCUCGGCCACCUCGUCUACUACGUCGCCGUGGCCCAGACACUGCGCUGCAUCAACGGGCUCAAGUACCAGCGGCGCUGCCACAAGCUCACCCUGGCCCUGGCCACGGACCGCCUCAAGCAGCUCAAGAUGCGGGUAGGCCACGGGAACAGUGCCCAGAUGGAGGAGGGCGAGGAGGAGCUCCUCGAGGUGCACUACCAGGAGCCCCCUGAGAGCUACCUCGGCAAGUUCAAGAGGAACUGGGCCCUCCAUUUCGGCUUCCUCCUCUGCACCUUCGCCGUCGCCGUCUCCUCCUCCGUCGUUAUCCUCUGCUUCUAA
This is a messenger RNA of Spirodela intermedia, 588 nucleotides long. The record is from the annotation of a GenBank genome assembly. NCBI's taxonomy places the organism in Eukaryota, Viridiplantae, Streptophyta, Magnoliopsida, Alismatales, Araceae.